UUUGAAACAAAGUAUUUGAAACUUUGAGACACGGAUUGGACUUUGAAUUGAUAGAUAAGUGGAAAGCGCGAUAAAAAGCGCCGAAAAGCGUCCCAAAAGUUCACUUUUGUCUUCACAACCAUUGAGUGAACGUUAACUCAGUUUUCAUUUCAGAGCAGCGAUGAGUGAAUUCACGGGAAAAUACAAACUCGAAAAGAGCGACAAUUUCGACAACUUUCUCAAGGAGUUGGCCCUUCUAACGGCCCUUCCCUCCCUCCCAGGCGUCAACUUCAUGUUGCGAAAGUUGGCGAACUCGACGUCACCGACGCUGGAGAUCACGCGAAACGGCGACGAAUUCGUGUUCAAAACCGUCUCAACGGUCAAGACCUCGACGAUGACCUUCACUUUGGGCAAA
This is a messenger RNA of Oppiella nova, 394 nucleotides long. Lineage: Eukaryota; Metazoa; Arthropoda; Arachnida; Sarcoptiformes; Oppiidae. The record is from the annotation of a GenBank genome assembly.